CUUAUUUAAGACCUAUGCACAGAGCAAGGUCUUCAGAAAACCUACAACCCAAGGUUCAGUGUUACCCCUCAUCAACCAGCCCAGCAGCAUCUUCGGGAUUCCCAAUGGCGUUGCCCUUUGCUUUAAUGAUGGCCCUGGUGGUGCUCAGCUGCAAGUCAAGCUGCUCUCUGGGCUGUGAUCUGUCUCAAACCCACAGCCUGAAUAACAGGAGGACUUUGAUGCUUAUGACACAAAUGAGGAGAAUCUCUCCUUUCUCCUGCCUGAAGGACAGACAUGACUUUGAAUUUCCCCAGGAGGAAUUUGAUGGCAACCAGUUUCAGAAAGCUCAAGCCAUCUCUGUCCUCCAUGAGAUGAUCCAGCAGACCUUCAAUCUCUUCAGCACAAAGAACUCAUCUGCUGCUUGGGAUGAGACCCUCCUAGAAAAAUUCUACAUUGAACUUUUCCAGCAAAUGAAUGACCUGGAAGCCUGUGUGAUACAGGAGGUUGGGGUGGAAGAGACUCCCCUGAUGAAUGAGGACUCUAUCCUGGCUGUGAAGAAAUACUUCCAAAGAAUCACUCUUUAUCUGAUGGAGAAGAAAUACAGCCCUUGUGCCUGGGAGGUUGUCAGAGCAGAAAUCAUGAGAUCCCUCUCUUUUUCAACAAACUUGCAAAAAAGAUUAAGGAGGAAGGAUUGAAAACUGGUUCAUCAUGGAAAUGAUUCUCAUUGACUAAUACAUCAUCUCACACUUUCAUGAGUUCUUCCAUUUCAAAGACUCACUUCUCUUAUAACCACCGCAAGUUGAAUCAAAAUUUUCAAAUGUUUUCAGGAGUGUAAAGAAGCAUCGUGUUUACCUGUGCAGGCACUAGUCCCUUACAGAUGACCAUGCUGAUGUCUCCUUUCAUCUAUUUAUUUAAAUAUUUAUUUAUUUAACUAUUUUUAUUAUUUAAAUUAUUUUUAUGUAAUAUCAUGAGUACCUUUACAUUGUGGUUAAUGUAACAAAUAUGUUCUUCAUAUGUAGCCAAUAUAUUAAUUUCUUUUUUCAUUAAAUUUUUACUAU
Messenger RNA from Pan troglodytes (chimpanzee), 1037 nucleotides. RefSeq names its product interferon alpha 14 (gene IFNA14). Gene Ontology annotation, cellular component: extracellular region. NCBI's taxonomy places the organism in Eukaryota, Metazoa, Chordata, Mammalia, Primates, Hominidae. Gene Ontology annotation, biological process: defense response. Bases 15 to 674 code for a protein of 219 amino acids. The transcript has a single exon. The record is from RefSeq and is a predicted model, not a curated record. Gene Ontology annotation, molecular function: cytokine receptor binding.